Messenger RNA from Neogale vison (American mink), 1836 nucleotides. Its product is annotated as glutathione S-transferase Mu 4. The record is from RefSeq and is a predicted model, not a curated record. NCBI's taxonomy places the organism in Eukaryota, Metazoa, Chordata, Mammalia, Carnivora, Mustelidae. The transcript has 8 exons. Gene Ontology annotation, biological process: glutathione metabolic process. Gene Ontology annotation, molecular function: glutathione transferase activity. The coding region runs from base 74 to 730 and encodes 218 amino acids.
GCCCCGCCCCCGAUGAAAUUCCAGCCUAGUUCGGCCUAGGCAUUACGCUGAGACCGCCAAGCGCUUGCAGACCAUGGCCGUGAUCUUGGGUUAUUGGGACAUCCGCGGGCUUGCUCACGCGAUCCGCCUGCUCCUGGAGUACACAGACUCACCCUAUGAGGAGAAGAAGUACACCAUGGGGGACGCUCCGGACUAUGACAGAAGUCAGUGGCUGAAUGAAAAAUUCAAGCUGGGCCUGGACUUCCCCAAUCUGCCCUACUUAAUUGAUGGGGCUCACAAGAUCACCCAGAGCAACGCCAUCCUUCGCUACAUUGCCCGCAAACACAACCUAUGUGGGGAGACAGAAGAGGAGAAGAUUCGAGUGGACAUUUUGGAGAACCAAGCUAUGGACACCUCCAAUGAGCUGGCCAGGGUCUGCUAUAGCCCUGACUUUGAGAAACUGAAGCCUGGGUACCUGGAGGGCCUCCCUGACAAGAUGAAGCUCUACUCACAGUUUCUGGGGACGAGGCUUUGGUUUGCUGGGGAGAAGCUCACUUAUGUGGAUUUCCUGGCUUAUGACAUCCUUGACCUGCACCGAAUAUUUGAGCCGAAUUCUCUGGAAGCAUUCCCGAACCUGAAGGAGUUCAUGGCCCGAGUUGAGGGCCUGAAGAAGAUCUCUGCCUACAUGAAGUCCAGCCGCUUCCUCCCACACCCGAUAUACUCAAAGCUUGCUGUGUGGGGCAGCAAGUAGGACUGAGUGAGGGUAGCUGCUGGCAAGAAGCAGUGCUGUGUUGUUGGGCCGUGGCCCUGGAGCACAGCUGGACUGCCCUGAAUCCCUGGAACCAGCGAUCUUGCUUCUUCCCCUCCUGUUCUUUCUGGUAACUCACAUUCAGCCUUAUUGGGCCCCUUUACCUUCCCCAAUGCAAAUUUGUCUAGCACCUUUAAAGGUGAACAGCACCCCACUUUUCUUCACCCGAGUGCCCCGCAGACAUGAUCCUUCCUGCACACUUUUCUUCCCUGAGUGCUGGUUCUGUGUGUGGAGUCCGACCGCAUCCCUGGCCCUUGGGCUCUGCCUGAGUUCCCCAGGCACUGCCUGAAGACUGGGGUGCGGGCCUGGCUCCCCCAGUGGGGUCUCUUCCUGGCCCUGCCUGAUCCCCAGUAAAGCCUUCAUCCCAACUGUUCUGUCCUGUCUUCUCCCCUCUGGGCACCAGGACUGUCUCCAGGCCCUGCCACAGCCCGGGCUGCCUGGUGACCCUGGCUGUGCCUGCCCUGUGGGGUCCCGUGAGGGCGGUGGCUGUUUGGAGACCUCCUCUCCCUCCUUCUGACACCGUCAGAGCAGGAAUCCUGUGGCUUGCUCUGAAUUUUUACAUUUCUUCACACUACUCUGAUGCUCUAGAAGGUGAUGUUUUCCUAUUUUGUUGCUGGGACUCGGGGAGAACCCGGAGCAGACACUAGAAGGAAAAGGCGAGAAGAGUAUUAUGCUUUGGUCAGGGAUGUUUUACUGGUCUGCAGAGAGGGUCUCUGAUUUGCCGGUGCCCCCAGAAGGCAAGUGGAUCUUUCUCCAAUACCGCAGGUCCCUGGGACUCCCCAGGGUCAGAGUAGGCUGGCUUUGCAGGUUCCUAAAAAUCCCUUGAGGAUUUCCCCUGUUACGUUUGCUAAUCGUGUAUUGGCCAUGCAGGUUUCUGCCUGAUGAACCACUGUGAGUGUCCCUGUGGAAAAUUCUGUGGGACCAGUAUCCACCCACGGCUGAUACAAUUACUGGGUCACGGUGAAAAUUGAGGUGGUGGCCGAGAGCACCUUUUUUUAAUGCACACAAUUACUUAAUGGUGGUUCCGUUAUCGGCUUCCUACUAUGUAA